This is a messenger RNA of Oppiella nova, 938 nucleotides long. The record is from the annotation of a GenBank genome assembly. Lineage: Eukaryota; Metazoa; Arthropoda; Arachnida; Sarcoptiformes; Oppiidae.
GUUUUCAUAAUAGUACUGAAAAUGACCUGGAUAACAGUAAAAUGAUUGUCAAUAGGAUUUAUAAAUUACAAAAUCCACCAAAUUGUCGCUUAGCAAGCAAAUUUGUUUGCAUAUUACAAGUUAAAUGGGGGUUUGGGUAUAUUAUGCACCACUACACCUAUUGCCUAAUAUUAGCCCUUAAACUGAACCGGACACUUAUUAUCCGGGAGACCAUCACAAAUACGUACACAUCGAACAUGAAAACGCUUAUCCGACCCAUAAGUGACACGUGUUUGGACCAAAACGGAGACAACAGCACCACAUGGGAAGGGAUGUCAGACCAGACACACCAUUAUUAUCAAGUUAUUAACUUUUAUUUUAACCACUAUUCAAAGGUGUAUUUACAGGAUAUGAGAAAACUCACCCAGUUUAAUAUUGAACUGCAAUCCCAGUUCAGUCAACCCUUAUCUCUAUUCAUUGGACUAUUAUUACGGUAUUUAAUGCGUCCGACACUAGAGUUGAGCCGAUAUUACGAUAAUUAUAAGCAAAGGAUUCAAUGGAAACACCCUAUCGUUGGCCCACAUGUGCGACGGACUGACAAACUGUGGGUUGAGGCUAAAUAUCACUCAAUGGAUGAGUACAUCAAAUAUGUGGACCAACUCGUGUAUUUGGCGACCGAUGAGCCAAACGUAUGGCUCAACGAAUUGAGUCCUUAUAUUGAGAGACAGAUUGAGUUCACGGGUGAUCCACACAUAUCUCGGAAAGCAUUUAAUAACAUCCGAAACAGUUAUGAAUCGAUUCGUGACUUAAUUGUCGAGGUUUUGGUGUUAAGUGAAUGCGAUUACAUUGUCUGCACCUUCAGCUCAAAUGUGUGUCGUUUGGGGUUUGAGUUACGGAUGAGUCGUAUUAACAAUUCAUUAGCUUUUCAGUCAUUGGAUAAGAAAUAUUAUUAUAAUCCC